This is a messenger RNA of Vitrella brassicaformis, 6551 nucleotides long. The record is from the annotation of a GenBank genome assembly. Lineage: Eukaryota; Vitrellaceae.
CUUUUCGCGCCUUUGAGCGGCGCUGCGUCAGCCUUGCGCGUGUGAGCAUCCGAUGUGAUGAUCCCCCUGUCCAUCCUGUCAGUUUCGCCCAGUACACCCAGUGCGUGAUCUGCCCAUCCUCCCGCCUCUGAGCAGCAGGGGAUCUCACACAGGGAGUGCACCCGUCAGCUCACACACGCAUCGGCGCCCGCUGUCUCGCGUGCGCGCCAGAGGGAAGGAGAGAGGACAUGGCGGCCACCGGCAGCAAGAUCCGCGUCGGCAACAUCCACCCCCUGACGCCCAAGGGUGAGCAGGCGACACCAUCUCACGCACACGAGGCCUCCCGGCACACACACAGGCGGAGAAAGGUGCGGGAUGAGUCAUGUCGUGGCGGUUCCCCGCAUGUGUGUGUUCAGAGAAGCUGAUCCAGGAGUUCCAGCAGUAUGGCCACGUGUUGGAGGUGGAUGUGGGCGACGACUGCGCCUACGUGACGUUCGAGCGGUCCGCAUCGGCGCGGGCGGCGUGCGCGGAUGCACACACCAUCAUGGGCCGAAGGGUACGAGUCGACAGGCGUGUCGUGUGUGGGGUGUCACCAGGCCAGAUGCAUGUCGCCGUUCGUGUGUGCGUGUGGUGUGGACCUGGGCGUGUGUGGUGGUGUGUUUGUGUGUGUUUGUAUUUUGUGUCUGUGUCUCUCUGUGUCUGUGUGAGCAGUUGUCCCUGCAGUACGUUGCUGAGCCUCUCAUCGGGGCCUGCAAAGUGUUCGUGGGAGGCGUGCCUAACGUGUCGGAAGGUGCACAUCACAUCCACACAUCAAAUCCACACGGACACAGACACACGGACACAUACGCAGAUCUAACUCUGUGUGUCUGGUGUUUGCAUGCAGAGAUCUUCACGCAGUACUUCUCCAAGUUCGGCAAGAUCCGCCACUCCACCGUCUACUUCCACCCAGUCACCGGACGCCCCCGAGGUAUGCCAUCACAACCACACACACGCAACAGGCCUGUUGCACUUGGGUGUAUGCUAUGCGUCGUGUCGUGUCGUGUGUGGUGUGGUGUGGUGUGUUGUGUUGUGUUGUGCAGGUUUUGGUUUUGUUGAGUACGAGACUGAGGACGGUGCGUUGGAGUGCCUCAAACACUACCGAUCACACAGCCUCAUGGGCAAAUGGGUCAGUCAGUGAGUGGCUGGUGCACACACACACACACCCAUCCCUCCAUUGUGUGCACCCAUGUGUGUGUCUGCGUGUGUGUAGGUUGAGGUGAAGCGUGCGGUGUUGGCUGACAGCGACCAGCCGCACCCCUGCCCCGCCAACCCCAAGAAGCACCUCAACUUCUCCCGCCGGGGUCCCAACCGAUACUCCAACACAAACAACAUCCACAACGACCACUACACCCACCACCAGCAGCACCAGCCAUACCGCACCAUGCAGCCCUUCAACAAACGCGGCUACCACGGCGGAUCAGGCGGUGGUGGAGGGGGUGCUGGUCACGGUAGCGGUGGUGUUGGUGCCGGGGGAGGUGGUGCAGGUGGGUUCAUGGGGCGCGGCAACGCGUGGAACCAGGAGGAGCGCAACACACACGCGUUUGAGAGGCAGAAGGUCACGCUGUGGGCCAAGCGCGACCCGGCACACAAUGGUGAGCACAUAGGGGAGGGAGGGAGGGAGGGAGGAAGACCAAACAGAUCUUUCAGUGACAUCAUCACGCGUCCUGUUCUGUCUGGGUGUUGGUAUGUUGGUCAGGUACAGGCGUUGGUUCGUCGUCGGUGUCCAAGCCCCCGGAGGACCCCCACGCGGCGCAGCACCAGCGUUACAUCAACCCGGCAGUAACCGAGACGGCCCACCCCACACCGGGGCACCACACACCCGAGCAGACCACCAUCCCAGCCGCACACGAGCCGCCCGCCAUACUGCCCACACCCACACACAUGAAGAAGACCAUGACCGGCGGACUCGCCGGUGGCUGCGGCCCCUCCGUGUCGCAGCAGAUGGGCAUCCAGCAGCAGGGCGACCACCAGUGGCAGUACCAGCACCAGCAGCAGGGGUACGGCGGCGCGGCGUUUGGUGGGGGCAUGGGUCACGGACAGCCGAUGGGCGGCGGUCAGACGGUGAUGCCCGGCCUCAUGUCUGGCCCCCCUGGUGGCGCGAUGAAUGGCAUGCCGCCUGCCAUGGCCAUGCCGAUGGGCCACCAGGGCGGUGCGGGCAUCAUGGGGGGACACCCCACGAUACAGAUGAUGCCACCCAACGACAUCCACAUGACGGGCGGCGGCGGCGGCGGCGGCGGCGGCGGCCAGGCGUUCCCCACCCCACACACACCCCACGGACACGGCAUGGCGCCCUACCCCUACCCUGCACCUGCACCCGCCAUCCCGCAGCCGCAGCCGCAGCCGCACAUGGGCGGCCGCCCCACUGGACCAUACAUGCCGCAAGUGCUGACCGUGGAGCAGCACUGCCCCACCACCCCCACCAACACCACCACCAUGACGCAGCAUUCCACUAAGGCAGACGGAGGUGGCCAGUGGCGCGACUUGGGCGGUCGCCAGGAGAUCGAUUUGCCGUCGUCCAACCUGGUGCUGGUCAAGCAACAGGGCCAGGAGGGUCAGGGAGGUGAGGAGGGCGACUGCAAGGAGGGUGAGAAGGGUGGCUGCGCCAAGGGGCAGGGCGGCGGGUGCAAGAAGGGGGCGGAUAGCGCCGCCGGCAAGGAGGCACACGCAGGUGCGUACACACAUCACAUCACAUCGACACAAAUGGAUGCGCCUGUCCCUCCGUCACGCAUUCGUUGGUGUGUGUGGCUUUCUUGGUAUCCUCACUCAGGUAGCGGUAGCGUUGAGGACAUGGUGGCGAUGCGCAUCGGGUUCGUCCAGGAGAAGGAGGGCGGGCAGUCGACCACCACGCCGCCCACCACCUGCACCCUCCCCGCCUCGCUCCUCAAGGCCGAGGACGCCAAGGCCACCAACGGGGCCUUCAUGAUGCUCCGCGAGACAUACGGCCUCCCCCGCACGCACAACCACACACUCGUCUACUACACCAACACCAAAGCCAAGACCAACACCGACACCGACAAGACCAGCAACACCGAGGGCGGCGUGGUCGGGACCAUGGGGGAGAUGGUGGAGGUGGAGUCCCUCCAGAUGCUCAUCGACAAGGCGGCGGAGGGCCUGGCCUUCUACUGGCACGCACAAUCGUCCACUCGCGUCCCGUCGGGCACGGCGAGUGAGGAGGGCAGCAAGACACCCGGCCGCCCAUCCAAGCAGAGCAGCAGCGACGGAGGGCGUAGCACACCCGACGAGAAAACGGGCGGUGUGGCCAAGGGGGCCGGUGCUGACAAGGGCAUCGGCAAGGAGGAGGUGGUGGGGGCGGGUGCCACGGAGGCGUAGGUAGUGGUUGGUCGGCCUCGGUGGGCGGCCGGGCUGGUGGGGGUGGUAUGUCUGGCCACUCCACCACCCCCCAUCCCCCCGCGAGACAGACAGUCUCAGUCCAAUAAUAUAGGUAGGGGAGUGAUUAGGGGGCUGUGGCGCAUGGCAGGGACGGAUUGACGGAUCGACGGAUGGAUCGCUUAGUGGUUGCGUGGCGUGCAUGGCUGGCUGGCUGGCCGGCUGAUCACCUUCUCUCAGCGGUCGGUGCCUUCACUCACUCCCUCCCUGUCUGCCUGUCUGUGUGCGUCGUCGCGUCAUGUCUUCCAUCGCUAUGUCCUUAUUGGUAUGGCCUGCCUGCCUCCCUCCCUCUUGCCUUGUCUGCCUGCCUGCCUGUCUGCCCGUUUGCCUGUAUGGUCGUGCGUGAGGGCACCUGGGGGCACAUCAUUCAUCCUACCUACAUACACACAUGCCACCACAUCCCAUGCAUGCUCAGCACCACACGCCGAUCAUUGCCAUGCAUCACACUGCAUUCCAUUGCAUUCCAUUGCAUCCCAUCGCAUCUCACGGUGUGAAGCUAGCUUAUUGCGUGCCUGCUGCUGCUUAGAGGGUCUUAGAGGGUUGUUUCAAUCCAUGCCUAUGAAGCCAUGCGCGUCGGCGACCUACUGAUGCAUCGAUCCAUCGACUUACCGAUUGGCGUGUAUUGUAUGCGUGUGGAUGAAUGUGCAAUUUUCCGAUUGACUGACUGGCUCCUUGCACCGUCUGCGUCAUGUGGCAUGCGUAGACAGACGGGCGGACGGAUCUGUCAAUACGGUCGAUCCGAGAGAGAGAGAGAGAGAGAGAGAGAGAUUUCCUUCUGUUUUGGCAUUAUGUAAGUGCUCCCUCCCUCCCUGUCUAUAGCCCGUACAUGUACUUACUUGUAUAUACGCUGUAAGAGAUAGAGAGCGAAUCGAAUCGAGAGCAGUCUAGUCAGCCGUGACGGACGGACGGGUGGCUCACUGCCCUGCCCUCUCCCUGUGUGUGUGUGUGUGUGUCUUUUGUACCGACAUGUAAUCUCGUACGAUCGCCCCCGACCUUCAUGUGUAGAUGUGUGUGUCCCAAUCAUUAGUGACCCUAGAAAGAGAGAGAGAGAGAGAGCACUCUCCCACUGCCAUUCGGGCGACUGACAGACCGACCGGUUUUCGAUCCUUGCUGCCGCGGAUGCAUCUAUCUAGCUAGCCUUCUUCCCUUCUACUACUACUACUACUACUCUACCACUUCCUCUAGUAUGUGAAUACCCCACACCACAUUACCGAUGGAAUGAGCUGACGACAGUCAGUCACUGUUCCCCUACGCUAUGGUCUGCCCUAGCAUAGCAUAGCAGCACGAGUGUGUACAGUGGUACUCGUGCGUUGAUCGGGCGGGCCGAGCCGAGCCGCUCAGUAGCUCACUGACAGAGCCAACGAUAGAUAGACAGACAGAUGAGAAGGGUGGCCCGCCACCCAUACCCACACCCACACGGCAAGCAGACAGAUGCUACAUAUCUAUACGCCACGCCUGCAUUGCAUACACGUUAGGUACCCACUGGCUGAUGUAUGGUUCACUUCCAUGGAUUGACGGAUGGAUGGAUGUGCGUGCUUGCCGGGAUUUGACGCACCUUCCCUGACGGUGCUCUGCGGCGGCAGCUUUCCAUUGCUGGUCAUCUGCCGCCGUGGUACAUACUCAGGGAAGGAUCAUCAAAUCUCCGCCGCGCACACACACAGUCAGAGAGACAGCGAGACAAUCAUAGUGGUAGCAUGCACUGACCACAUCACCCACUCACUUGCUAUGCAUGCCUGUGCCCAUCACAUACAUACACACACGCACUCGUCUAGUACGCACCUACGCACCCUCAUCUACCCUACUCGCCCUUCUGCGAUGAUCUGAUCAUCUUGUGUCUCGUUGAGGUCGCGAUCGGCUACGUCAGGCUGCUCCUUGUCAACAGAACGGCAAGAAGCAAGCUGAAGUAGUUGUGCGCAACAUCGAGACACAAGCGAUCGGUGGGUGGGAAGGAGGCCUGGGGAUACCGCUUUCUUUCCUCCGCUUGCACCGCCACCACUACAUUACUUGCCUAGGGGCUAGCUACGACGUCACUCACACAGAGAAACAGACAGACAGACAGACAGACAGGUCACACCCGUGGUAAUGAUACCGGCCGAAUUACAUCGCCGUACGCCUCUGCACUACUGUACGGGACCAUCUAUGUCACUUGUACGCUUGUCCGUCGGUCAGAUAACCUCCUUUUCACCUAAGACCUUCCUGGCUGGAUGGCCCACUGACUCGCUCACUCAGUCACUCACUUUGCUCGGUCGCUGUUUGUGAUGUGCACGGGCGCAUGCGAUUCCCAUCUGCCUUUUCUGUCUUGUCUGCCUGCCUUCCUGCCUGCCUGCCUUCCUGCGUGCCUGCCUACCCCGCCCAAGCCAGCGGAUCCACCCACUGGACGGGGCAGCGCAGCACGGCAGCUGUGAAUAGCCUUACUUACCCAUUCACUCACUCACUCGCCCACUCACCACUUGUCUGCGCACAUGCGCUUACACACAUACACACACACCUUUCAUGGUUUUAACCCGUAUGGGCGGCAGACAGACAGACAGACAGACCAAGUGUUGAUUGAUGCCUCGGCUGUUUUGGUGCGCAUGGCAGCAGACAUGCAGUAAGGAUCGUACGCAGACAGAGAAACCAAACCGUCCAUCUGGUUGCUUUGCCGCACUCGUGCAUCCUUGAUUUUGCCACACACAAUUGGGUGUGCGUGUGCGUGGGUAACAAACACUACGGCUCGUAAAAACACACUGCCUGCACUCGUACGCACGUACGAGCAACAGAGCACCGAGGCUGUCUCUCUGUCCGUCCGUCUGUCUGCGUGCGGCCGAUCCUCUCUCUCCUCUGUGUUUCCCCUGUAGGUCUUUUGCGUUGGCGAAUGGCAUUCAUCCACUGCAGUACACGAAUUGGAUUGUAUGACGCACACACGUGGCUGUCUAGGUGGCUAGUAGUGGGUGGGUGGACGCGGGUAUGGACGGGCAUGGUGUGGUGUGGCUGUGCAGUGGUCUGGAUGGCUGGCAUGUCUGUCUGUCUGGCUGGCUGUAUGGCUGCGCGAAUGAGUGGAUAAGCGGUAGGAAUGAGCCCAAGGGACGUCGAAUAAGUUGACAUGACAGACACGGACAGACCAACGCCAACACAUCAUAUGGAUCAACGAACGAGCUGCGAACGAC